Rhopilema esculentum is the source of this 3410-nucleotide messenger RNA. RefSeq lists its product as uncharacterized. Gene Ontology annotation, biological process: regulation of transcription by RNA polymerase II. Gene Ontology annotation, molecular function: RNA polymerase II transcription regulatory region sequence-specific DNA binding; DNA-binding transcription factor activity, RNA polymerase II-specific. Lineage: Eukaryota; Metazoa; Cnidaria; Scyphozoa; Rhizostomeae; Rhizostomatidae. The record is from RefSeq and is a predicted model, not a curated record.
AGGGUUGGCAAAAUUGUAACCCUGGCAUGCAGCCAACAAAUUUAACGACCUGUUGUGAAUUCCUUGCCCCUGCCUUGCUCCCUUCCCGUGUGACCUGGCAAGUUAAAUUUUUCCUAGUGCUGAGCUAUACCUAUAGUUUUAAUUUCCUUGUCGAUCAGCAACCACACCGCGCCAGUGUCACAUAUGUCGUAUGAAUCAGCACACUGGGCACUGGUCUACAAAAGGCGAGCUGUUCGUCUCAGCAUGACUAGCGUCAGAAGAUGAUUUCAAAGGGCCCUGCGCUCAUCAGGUUUACAAGACAAAUCACAGAAUUGAAGAGAGGCCAUGGAGAAAUUUGCAGAGUUCGUCGCAUCGAUUGGUCAGUCAGACGUUAAGGUUAGUACAGAUAUGAGCAGCGUUGUUGCUGGCAAUUGCUUACUUGAACAGCUCGCUUCAGACAGACGAAAAGAGACAGUAGAGGGAAUGGAGAACCAAGGACUGGAUCUUGAGGCAAUAGGCCGUAAACACAUAGCACAAAGGCACGGCAUUGAUUCCAGCGCAGAUGACAUCAUGAUCGAGAAGCGUAAAAAACGACGAAAUAGAACGACGUUCACAGCUUUCCAGCUCGAAGAAAUGGAGAGGAUAUUCCAAAAAACACAUUACCCUGAUGUUUAUACAAGAGAGCAACUUGCAUUAGCUUGUGAUCUGACAGAGGUAUGGUUUCAAAAUCGUCGUGCAAAAUGGCGAAAGAGGGAGCGAUUCCACGACGUGUCGACAUCAAUCACAAACAUUCGAUCUCUUGCCCCUUCGCCCUAUUCAUCAUCAGCGCUUCUUAAAUCGCAAAACUACCCCAAUACGUCAGAGUGGGUAGCUCAGGCACCUCCAAGUCCCCUUGGGCGCCCUCUCAGUGGUUGCAGUAAUCAAGCAUACGGUUCAGCCGGAUAUGUACAAUUGCAUCAUCCCCCGUCUCUUUACUCGUACCCGUAUUACCAAACCAAUGCAAUGAACAGCUCCCAAGUCAACUGUCGUGAGGCAGCCAGCCCUCCUUAUUCGAAUGGCAACGCUCCAAUGCUGGCGUUACAAUACACAGGGUACCAUGCCAUCAACGACUACCAGCGAAAUGUUCCUUCGCAGCAGUUCCCCUACGCAAGACAGCCAACGCACCUUAGGCACAUGUCCGAUUCAAGCAGCGGAGAACUGAACGUUUCUGAUGAAAACAGUCCGGACGAUGUUUUGACUGUUAGACUCAAGAAAGAAAACAAAUAUCGAUGAAAUUUGUAAUUUAUCGAACAAAGUAAUGAUGUAUUUGCUUGUCUUCACAAGAAUAUCUUACCAAAGGGCAUUUCAAAAUAUGUUAAAAACUUGAGAAAAUUUUGCCUCCUCCCAAAAUAAUUGAAGUUAGGCCUUUUUUCAAAAAGCCAAGCUCAUCUUAGCUCAUCUUAGCAUCAAGCUCAAGCCCCCCUAAUAUUAUGCCAAGCACCUGCUAAAGUGAAGUCGAUAACCUGUUUUUGCAUUUCUGGGUCGCGUUAUUCUGUCGGCCUUUUUGCAUCAUAUAAAUUGGAAAUAUCAUAUAGUAUUUUGCCUUCCAUCUUUAUUUCCUAAUCUUUCAAGGGGUAAUGCUGAGUUCUGAAUUGAAGGUUUUUUCUUGCAAGCCAAGGCACACUUUUACACCCUGGAGUUGAAUUAACCUGGACACUAGUUGUGCAUUUCCCUGAGUUAGAAAUUCCCGUUGCACAAAGAAGCAGUUUCUUCGAUUAACAAUUUGCAGGACAACCGCGGACACAAUUCCCACUGGCAAACUGGCCAGUAUUGAAAAGGGAAAACGGGAUUCCUCAGCAAGGAGGGCGCAAAUUCGUCCAUCUUGAAGAGUGUUACAAAACGGUCCUUAAUAUCUCAGGACAUCUAAGGCAAAAUCGCCGUUGGUAUCUUGGCUUGCUAGAACAAGAACCUAGUAAGCAUCAGUCCUCUGCUAAAUCAAACCACGUCAAAUCACCUCGACUUACUUGGAUAAAUAUUGCAGAUGCAGGAGUUAUACUAGAGUGGCUUUAGACACCUGUCAAUCAACCAUUGACCAAUCAAUAGACGCGUGAGUGGCAUUACGCUGAUUGAUUGAACAAUUCUGAUUGACAGCCGGUUUAAGCCACUUUGUUAGAAAAGAUAAUUAGAUGAGCAAGAGAAUCAUUAGCUAUGUUAGAGCCACAAACUUGAUUUAGGUAAAUAUUCAUAAAUCUUAUUGUAAAUUUAGAUUUGUAGUUUAUUAUUAGUUUAAUGUAGAUUAAGCAGCAAAUGAAUGGAUGUAUCAAAAUGAUUUUUCAGUAUAUAAAUGGAAGAACCUCGAAAAAUGUACUUUUUAUUAGCUACAUUUUCUGAUUUCAAGGUAUUCUUUUCCACCGGUAAUUUGAGUUGCAAUAGAUUGAUUCCUCGUCAAUUGUAAAAAAAAAAGAUUGAUUGUAACAUCACCUAUGGACUAGAAACACUAGAGAGCCACGGCAAAUUUCCAGAUCUAAUUUUCUCCUAUAAUAGCAGUGACAGUUAGGUCCACUUUCAAAGCUGCAGUAAAAGGGAAAAAGCCCUGGCCCCCUACUUUUGCUAGCCUUGACCCCCCAGUUUCAAGUUCGUGGCGUAGGACCUGUGACCAAUGUACUUUCAAUUUUAUGUUGAAAUUUUUCUGUCGCAAAAAGUUUGGUGUAAGUUGAUCAAAUAGAAGUUUUCCAGCUCGAUUUUCGAAGUGCAAAAACACCCUUCACAAAUGGGUUAUAAAUAUCCAUCGCUAUUGAACGACACACAGUUAAGAUGGCAAUAUCUUCAUAAAUUGGCCUGACAACUUAUUUCAUAGAAUUAAGAUUUUGCUCUAUAAAUUUUUUGGUAAAAUGGCAAUUUUGAUCGUUAAAUCUUUAAUUUACUGCUCGGUCAGGUACAACAUUGUUGAACAUUCUUUGUUCACAAUGAUGGUAUCAACAGUAAAAACACGAGGGUACUAGGUACUCCGCAGCGUCCAACAGGAUGGCUGGAUAUGAUGGAAGAAUUGAGCGUGAUGUCCUUGCAUCAGCUUAAUGAAAAAGCAUUGAUCAAUGCACAACAGAUAUUGUUUGUUCAGAGGAUAGCCAGAAGCAGGGACCGCAGAAGCGGAGAGGCGGCUACGGGGGCUUUAGCUCCCCCAAAUAGUUCUCAAAAUUGACUUAAAACCAUAAAAAUUGCCCUGCCCUUGGCUUUCAGCAUGUUCAGCCCCUCAAACGAUUUAGCCCCCUAAAUCCGUAAUAUGAUCCGCAGUCCUUUGCCAGAAGUUGUCUGAAACUGAGCUGAAAAACUCUUGAAUCCUAUCCAGUCUAGUUUAUUAAAAAGUGACACUGUUGACAUGCCUAACUUCUCCAUAAUUCGAAUACAAAAUUUGAAGAUCAGCCCAAUUCAUUUAGUAAGUUGUUGCCGAGGAA